Caenorhabditis remanei is the source of this 966-nucleotide messenger RNA. RefSeq lists its product as uncharacterized. The record is from RefSeq and is a predicted model, not a curated record. Bases 1 to 966 code for a protein of 321 amino acids. Gene Ontology annotation, molecular function: oxidoreductase activity. The transcript has 3 exons. NCBI's taxonomy places the organism in Eukaryota, Metazoa, Nematoda, Chromadorea, Rhabditida, Rhabditidae.
AUGAUUCCUUCUACAAUCCUGUCAAACAACAUCGAAAUGCCGUUAAUUGGCCUUGGAACAACGCAUUCCGGUGGUUAUUAUCAUGAUGCAGUCCUUCAUUCAAUUAACAAAUGUGGAUAUCGUCUCAUUGAUACAGCUAAACGAUAUGGAGUUGAAAAACAAUUAGGAAUUGCUGUGAAUAACUGUUCGAUUCCAAGAGAAGACCUCUUUUUAUGCACAAAACUGUGGCCUGUUGAUUGUGGAGAUGCCGUUUUUGACGCAUUCCGGACAUCUUGUGAGAAAUUACAAACAGAUUAUUUGGAUAUGUAUAUGAUACACAUGCCACAACUUCCGGAUUGGAUUGUGGAUCAGAAGGAAACAAAAGAGAAGACGUGGAGACAAAUGGAACUUCUUUAUGAAGAUGAACAUGUCCGCUCAAUCGGUGUCAGUAACUAUUCGAUCGAUGAUCUAGAAGAGUUGACGGAGUUUGCGAGUAUACUCCCACACGCCAAUCAAAUUGAGUUCCACCCGUGGUUUCAUCAGUCUGACCUCAAAAAGUACUCGGAUGAAAAUGGAAUUCUCACGAUGGGAUACUGUCCACUAGCCAAGGGAAAGUAUUUGGAAGAUGAAACAUUAUGCCGAAUUGCUCAGAAAUAUAACAAGUCUCCAGCUCAAAUUUGUUUACGUUGGAGUGUUCAGCAAAAUGUUCCAACUGUUCCCAAGAGUACAGAUUCGAAGAGACUGAAAGAGAACACGGAUGUUUUUGAUUUUGAACUUUCUGAAGAGGAUAUGGAUACACUUUCCUCAUUUUCAUCUCAGAAUAGAAAGAUCGUCGACCUCUCCAACAUCUGCCAGAAGAUGUCCCUUCCAGACGGCUACAAAUUGAAUGGACGUGUCUUUGGUGUUCCAGAAGAUAACGAAAGAAUGCAGAAGAGUUGCUCAAAAUGUGCUCGAGAUCACAAUAUUCCUCAACCUGUUUGUAUAUAA